UGAUAGAUAGAAGAUUAUCAGUUAUUUAAAAUACUUUUCAAUACGAUUAAAUAAUUUGUUUUUCGGGGCAGCAUGAAAAAACACUUUUAUAAGAUGAAUGAAACAUUUCCAACAUUAUUGUCUUGCAUGCCAUUAAAGACACAAUUUAAAAGUUUUCAGCAGAUCGACGUAAGUUCAGAAGAAUUCACCAUCGGUAGAGGGCUCCAUAAUGCAUUGAUUAUACCAUUCUUGGAUAUAUCAAUAAAUCACUGUAAAUUCAUACAAAAUAAUAAAAACUGGAUUGUGGAAGACUAUAGCACGUUCGGAAUUUUUAUAAACGGAGUUAAAUUAGGAAAAGGAAAAAGAAAACAAAUAAGUCAUGGUGAUAUAAUACAACUGGAUAAAUCUAGUGAAUUUGUAUACCAAUUUGUAAAUGAAGAUUCAGAAUUGAUGCCCCCUUCUGCUAAACGCAUCAAACUACAGUGCCCAGAAAAAGUCCGAAGUCAGUUGCUAAGUAUUGAAAAUGAUGGGGUCAAACUUGUACAAAACGCAACUCCAGAUGAAAAUAGUGAAACCACUACAAGGCAAAUAUUAACAGAAGUUGGAGAAAUUAUGGAGACUGAACUGCAGUGCAGUAUUUGUGCAGAGCUGUUUGUGUCUGCAACCACUCUUAACUGCUCGCAUACAUUCUGCAAAUACUGCAUUGAAAAGUGGAAGCAGAAAAGGAAACAAUGUCCAAUAUGCAGGUCAAUCAUAACUUCAGAAUGUAGAAGUUUGGUGUUGGAUUCCUUUAUAGAAAAAAUGGUGCAAAAUCUUACAGAGGAAAUUAAGCAGAAGAGAAGGAAAAUGCUUCAAAGUCGUGAAGUCGAAGUGAAUAUGAAAGAACCGAAGACAAAAAGGAAUACGAGGGUUCGGAGGGGUUCGAGAAACAGAAGGACCAGGUGUCCUCCGGUCCGGGUUCAACGUCGUCCGCCAGCGCUUGAUCAAUAACAUCCUGGCCAUAACGAGAGAUCAAAUAACAUAAACUACAUAUAUCUAUAAAUGGCUAGGUUGUACUAAGAGUAUUAGGGGUACAUAAAAAAAUCACUUUACUCGAUUCAGAGAACAAAAUUUAUAAUAACGUAUACCUAUUCCAGUUUUCAUACAUAAGUAACAUUAAAAAAAUUAAGCCCUCAGUAAUUGUGUGAAAGACUUGCGUAUAAACGUGUGUGUGAAUUGUAAUUUCAAUGUUAUCUAGGAUUUGUGAUAAGACCUUAAAAGUAGAUAUAGCUGAUCUUAUGGUUGUUACUGCUUAUAUACGAAAAGUUUGUAUAUAGAGGAAUAACUCCUCUAAGAUAAUUGAUCUCAGGUUUAUUUUUAUUAUUAAUACAGCGAUCGGCUUACUACCUACCGCCUUUCCGACUAGACUUGUAUAUUUAAAAAACGGAAUUUUGGAUGACUGGAUU
Pararge aegeria (speckled wood butterfly) is the source of this 1424-nucleotide messenger RNA. RefSeq names its product E3 ubiquitin-protein ligase rnf8-A-like. The record is from RefSeq and is a predicted model, not a curated record. Lineage: Eukaryota; Metazoa; Arthropoda; Insecta; Lepidoptera; Nymphalidae. Gene Ontology annotation, cellular component: nucleus; site of double-strand break; ubiquitin ligase complex. The transcript is spliced from 6 exons. Gene Ontology annotation, biological process: double-strand break repair; protein K48-linked ubiquitination; ubiquitin-dependent protein catabolic process. The coding region runs from base 73 to 969 and encodes 298 amino acids. Gene Ontology annotation, molecular function: ubiquitin protein ligase activity; histone binding.